Nannospalax galili (Upper Galilee mountains blind mole rat) is the source of this 6097-nucleotide messenger RNA. RefSeq names its product suppressor of cytokine signaling 4 (gene Socs4). The transcript has 2 exons. Gene Ontology annotation, molecular function: 1-phosphatidylinositol-3-kinase regulator activity. Lineage: Eukaryota; Metazoa; Chordata; Mammalia; Rodentia; Spalacidae. Gene Ontology annotation, biological process: positive regulation of proteasomal ubiquitin-dependent protein catabolic process; intracellular signal transduction; phosphatidylinositol phosphate biosynthetic process. The record is from RefSeq and is a predicted model, not a curated record. The coding region runs from base 375 to 1697 and encodes 440 amino acids. Gene Ontology annotation, cellular component: phosphatidylinositol 3-kinase complex.
AAAAGAGGCAGCUGCUGGGGCCGUCCUGGAAGAGAAGAAGGGAGCUGAACACGGAAGUGGCGGUGGCGCCUGGGAAGCAGGCGGAGGCUGUGGCUUCCGAGUCUGACGCGGGCAUCGAGCGCCCAGCAGGGGCGGGGGCUGACAGAAAGGCGUCCGCCUUGCGGUGCUUCUCGAGCAGCGGGAGUGGCCGGGCCUCGUUUCCGCACUUGCGAGCGCCGGGUGAUGGAGGCGGUGAUGGCGGCUGCUCCGCGGACAGCCCCAGUUAAGCUGCACUCAGGGAGAUUCAUCCAGAAAGUACCCAGAAGAAACUUCCUGUCAGAAAAACUGAAAAAGCAGUAUUUGUAACACUGGAAUUUGUGGAUAAUUUGUUUAAAAUGGCAGAAAAUAAUGAAAAUAAUAGUAAAAAUGUAGAUGUAAGGCCUAAAACAAGUCGAAGUAGAAGUGCUGACAGAAAAGACGGUUAUGUGUGGAGUGGAAAGAAGUUAUCUUGGUCAAAAAAGAGUGAGAGUUGUUCAGAUGCUGAAACAGUGGGUGCUGUAGAGAAAACUGAAGUUCCUUUAAGGAGCCAAGAGAGGAAGCACAGCUGUGCAUCUAUUGAGUUGGAUUUAGAUCAUUCCUGUGGGCAUAGAUUUUUAGGACGAUCUCUUAAACAGAAACUGCAAGAUGCUGUGGGGCAAUGUUUUCCAAUAAAGAAUUGUAGCAGUCGGCAUUCUCCAGGGCUUCCAUCUAAAAGAAAAAUUCAUAUCAGUGAACUCAUGUUAGAUAAGUGUCCUUUCCCACCUCGAUCAGAUUUAGCCUUUAGAUGGCAUUUUAUUAAACGACACACUGCUCCUAUAAGUCCCAAAUCAGAUGAGUGGGUAAGCACAGACUUACCUCAGAGUGAAUCAAGGGAUGCUCAGCUAAAACGAAGAAACAUGGAAGAAGAUAUAAACAGUUUCUCACAUACUAAUAUUCAGCCUUGUGUCAUAACUACCAACGAUGUUUCAUGUAGAGGUGGUCACAUGACUGGCUCUAUGAUGAACCUGGUUACAAAUAACAGUAUAGAAGAUAGUGAUAUGGAUUCCGAUGAUGAAAUUAUAACACUUUGCACAAGUUCCAGAAAAAGAAACAAACCCAAAUGGGAUAUGGAUGAUGAAAUCCUGCAGUUGGAAACACCUCCAAAGUACCACACCCAGAUUGAUUAUGUCCACUGUCUUGUACCAGACCUUCUUCAAAUCAAUAACAAUCCGUGUUAUUGGGGAGUUAUGGAUAAAUAUGCAGCUGAAGCUCUACUAGAAGGAAAACCAGAGGGUACCUUUUUACUUCGAGACUCAGCACAGGAAGAUUAUUUAUUCUCCGUUAGUUUUAGACGCUAUAGUCGUUCUCUUCAUGCUAGAAUUGAACAGUGGAACCACAACUUCAGUUUUGAUGCACAUGAUCCUUGUGUCUUCCAUUCUCCUGACAUUACUGGGCUCCUAGAACAUUAUAAGGACCCAAGUGCCUGUAUGUUCUUUGAACCACUUUUAUCCACUCCUUUAAUUCGGACUUUCCCCUUUUCCCUGCAGCAUAUUUGCAGAACAGUUAUUUGUAAUUGUACAACUUACGAUGGCAUUGAUGCCCUUCCAAUUCCUGCGUCAAUGAAACUAUAUCUGAAGGAAUACCAUUAUAAAUCAAAAGUUAGAGUACUCAGGAUUGAUGCACCAGAACAACAGUGCUAGGAGAAGGUUAGGAACAUGGCAGUUACAUACAUAUUUUCAUUUAAUCUUUUAUUUUUCUUAUGCCUCAUUAAAUUUUCUACAAAGGCAGUUAAGAGUCCAAAAUAAAACUUUAAAUUUUACUUCCAGAUCAGUUUAUUUUUUUUAUGAUACACUAAUUGUUAUAAUAGAUAUUUUUAAGCAAGUGUUUGGUUUUGUUUUUAUCAUGCAAAUUGUAUAUUUUCCUUAAUUUAUAUAUGGUCCAGGAAUAUUUGAAAUUUGAAGGCAUUGCAAAUACAUUUGAAUAUUCUGUAUUUUUCUUUAAAAAUAAUCUUCUGUUCUUUUCUACAUGUAAAAUAUUUUGCUAAUCUACACUGAGUAUUCCUGUCACCUUUAAAAGUUUCUUUGUCACCUUUUCAUUUUAGAGUUCAUCAGUAAAUAUUAGUGCUGUUAUUCAUCCAUUAUAAUGUAACUGACUUUUGUAAUUUGCUAACAAGAAUAUUAGGUAACACAACACUUUAAGUGAAAAUUCAUGUUUUCAUUGGGUUAAGUUUUUUUAUUAAUCUAGUCAAUGAGAAAUGAACUUUGAUGUUCUGGAGGGGUACAUUUGUUCUAUAAGGUGGCAGAAUCAUUUGUUACUUCCAAAUAGAUCUUCUCAAUCUGGAAGCGCUAAAUCAUAUUCAUAAUAUAAGUUUUGUUCCUUUCUUCCUGGAAGCUGUAUAAAACAAAACAAAAUACCAGUGUUAGAAGUUUGUAGUUGCUAAAGCAGCUAGAAUUUUUCUGUAUUUAUGAGCUGAUGCAUCCACUUAGUUCUUUUAUACUGUUACUUUGGCAGAACUAUACGGUUUCUAAACUCCAAAUUUCCAUUGAUAACCAGAGUCCCUAAGUAGUUUUCAUUAUUUUGAACUGAACUUAAAUAAAAAUUAAAAGCAAACAUGGAGCUCAACAUUUAGGAAGCUUAAUAUUGCCUUUGAUCUUCACAUGCCAAAUAAUUAUCCCUGUCUUCAGAAUUAACAUGUCUUUAAUGUGGCUUCAAAAAAGAGAAGGCAGGGCUGGAGAAAUGGCUCAGCAGUCAAAAGCACUGUCUGCUCUUCCAAAGGACCCAGGUUCGAUUCCCAGCACCUACAUGGCGGCUAACAACCAUUCAUAACUCCAGUUCCAGGGGGAUCCAGCACCCUCUUCUGGCCUCUGCAGAUUUUGCAUGACACAGAUGCACUUGCAUACAUGCAUGCAAGACACUCAUACACAUAAAAUUUUAAAAAUAAGUCAGAAAAAGAGAAGACAUUUUAAUAGUUACAUGAUAUAACAUGCUAGACAAUAGUACAAAAAUCAUGUUACUAUCUCAAGGAUAGGUCACUCAGUAUUUUUAGAAACAUCAUUGCCUAGUGUAACUAAUAAGACCAAUGGAGUGAUACAUAAUUUCUUCCCUCAAUGACUAGACAAAUUGCCCAGUUUUUUCCUGGUGAGCUGUCUAACCCCAUAUUUAAAUAUUGUUUUCUGUUGUUGCUUUUUGUUUUAGACAGUGUAUCACUUUGUAGCCUAGGCUGGCCUCUAACUUGAGAUCCUCUGGCCUCAGCCUUACCCUCUCGAGUUCUGGGAUUACAGAUUUCCUGAUGUUAGUUCAGCUAUAUUAGAAUACUUGCUUCUACCUGGGUUGAAAGAACUUUGGCUCAAUUUCCAAGUUAAAACCUGUUCCUUGCCAGGUGGUGCAUGUCUGUAAUCCCAGCUCUUGGGAAGCAGAGGUAGGAGGAUUGCUGCAAGUUCAAGUCCAGCUAGAUAUAUAUAGUGACACCUUGUCUCAAACAAAAAUCCAGUUGUUUCUUAGUUCCUUUUGCAUUUAUGUUGAGUUAGCCCUUCUCCAUUUGAAGUGCUGUUAAUGUAAAAAUGGCAUUCUCCAAUCAUAGCUUUAGCUGGGCAUGGUACUUCAUGCCUUUAAUCCCAGAAUUUGGUAGGCUAAGGCAGGAGGAUUGCCGUGAGUUCUGGGACAGUCUGUGCUACAAAAUAAGACCGUCUCAGUGCCCCCCACAAAAAACAUAAAAAAGAAGAAACUUUAAAUUUGAACUUUUAAAGCUUUAAAUUGUUCAGCAGUUAAAAAUAAAAUGGGAAAAAGCUGUUACCAUUCUCUAUUUUUUUCUCGGUGGUCUAAAGAUUGUCUUGGUCUCUGCAAGAGGUAGCCACUAAGGGCAGACCUCUUGUAGCUGUGAUGAGGCUCAGAACAUCAACUUCACUGUCAGGAUAAAUAUCCCUUCUAAAGAUGAUAGUGACCUUUUCCCAAAGUAGAAGUAUCUCCUACUACCUCAUCUUUACUGUGGCACUGUUGUAGAUCACUGAUGCCCGUCUUCCUAACCAUAAAACGUCAUUCAUAACCAUCUUUGGUGAAAGAAAAUUUACAGUGUUGGUAAGACUCUACUCAUAACCAUAGCUUUUUAUCAGAAUUUGAUAAGACUUUCUGUUUCUGUGAAACAAUUAUUUUAAAUAUUUUUCUUUUAAAAGUAACUUUUUAUCAGUAUAGAAAUAUCUAAGGGAUAAUUAGCUUAUGAAUAUUCUGUUAAAGGUAGUUUUAUACAGAAAAGUGAAAUAUAAUGUCUUUUAUAGUGGCAAAAAUUAGUGUUUACAUGAAAGUCGGGAUCUAAGUAGAUUUCAUAUAAUUAAACUGAUUGCUUAUGAUGUAUUUUCUCUGGCUUUUAUUUUUUUCAAUUUUCAAGGUAUUAACAAUUUAAUAUUUUCAAAGUACUGCCAUAUGUGUAGCUUUGAAGUGUAUAUUAAAGAGGACAGGGAAGAAAUAGUUUGUAUCUUUCAGGACUCUGAAAUGGCUUGUGUCUUUCCUUUGGUACCUGAUACAAUGAAAAGAAAUUUGGAAGACUUGGGAAGGAAGUGAUUUACUGUGAAGGACAAAGAAAGGAGUAAUAGUUCCUUUAAAACAUUAAGGGAUUACUCCUUGCCUGUGUUUUUGUGAAGAACAUCAGUAUUUGGAAACUCCUAAAAAUGUUUAAAAUAUAUUUAUUGGAUUAAAUAGUUAAAAUUAAUAAAUUUUAAGAAUUUAAGGAAAUAUAAAUAGAAAAUUUUGUAGCUCUAAGUUGAAUGUCAGGAACAUUUGAAAGUAUCAAUUCCAGUUGAAAAGAGCAUUCAAUAUGGAGGAAUUGUGUAGAGUUUAUUGAUAAGAGAGGAUGGAGCUAAAAGAAACAAGAUAAAAUAUUAAAAUUAAGAAUGUAGGCAUUGCCUUUGGGAAAAGCUUUGAUGGUGAAAGGAAACUGCAAUCAAUAAUAGAUAGUCUGGACCAGACACUAACUGCUUUGGGACUCAUUCUACACUAAUCAGGAAAUUAACUUGACUUUUGUAUUUUUCUCUGAAGCUUUUCAAGACAUACUCCCCUAUGCUCUUUCUUAAACUUAUAAUAUCUUGAGUCAUGCUAUAAUUCCUGAAAUAUACUGAAUGGAUUUUUUUUUUCAGUUGAGCAUUUUUUGUGAAGAACUGUGAACUUUCUUUUAUAUGACCAUGCCACCAUAAAUAAUUCAUAAAGAGACUGUUAAUUUAAGGGGAGACCUAAUAGAUUAAAGGAAGCUUUUAGUCGGCCUGUGGCUAGAUUUAUUGAUUUGGUGAUCAAACCUGUUUUCUUUCCUGAAUUUCAGCUAAUGGCUAAAUGUGGUCAAAGAAUGGCUUUCAGUUAAAGUUUUGACUUAUUAUAAAUAAUAUAAAGUGUUUUAGUAAUUAGAAAUCCUUUAAAAAGUAGAACAAAUGUGGCAAAUACUACUCAUCAUCUUUUUAUAAGAAAAACACAUAAACCUUUAUCAUUUAUUCAUGAACUAAAGCCAUUAAGAUAAAUCAAAUUAUCAACUUCCUGUCUCUGAAGUUUGGAUCAUUUUAUAGAUCCAUGUAAUAGAGUACUUCCUUCCUGUGAAACAAAAGCCUUGAGAUCUCUUACCCUCAUCAUUAAAAAUAUUUAUUGUCACUUUUUAGCUACAAUCAGAAUCCAGUAGACAACUGUAUUUUUAUUUUGGCAAGGCAAAUUUGACAGAAUUAAGACAUUCCUGGAGACAAAAUAGUGUUUAAAGUAGCCUUUUCAUUGUUAGAUAAUUUCCUCUCAAACAAAAUAUUUUAAGUUAAGGAACUUUUUGUUUCUACUUUGAUGAAACAGAAAAACUACCAUUUUAUUUAAACAAUCAGUUUUAUAUUCAUUUUUAUUUCUAAGAAACAGAAAGCACAAAGGACAUUUCAUAUUUGGUGGCCUAUUACAAAUAAACACUGCUACAAGCCUGUCUGUAUACAAUUUAUUGCAUUGAAACAUUGAGCAUAAAAUCAGGGUAAAUUUUAAAAGAGGUUGGCUUGUACAUAGAAUAAGAAAGUAAUGGAGAUGGUCAUGGUGGCACAUGCCUUUGCUCCCAGCAUUUGGGAGACAGAAGUCUACAUAGACCCUGCUCAAAAAA